UAUAUGAAGCAUCGCAAACUGAAGUACUCCCCCCACCAAUUUUGGCGGACCUAGGGUUUCUUCUCUGCUCAAUUUUUUUUCUUCUUCCGCGGUAAUUGUGAAUUGAUUUCUGCUUCUCGCUCGCCAUUCUUUCGCUCAUUCAUAGAGCGAUGGAUACAGCUUCCCUCCCUCGCAUGCCCGACGAAUCGCAGCUUGGGUCCGAUUCGAAGAGGCAGAAGGUCGAGGAAUGCGACCACCCUGAGGACGUCAAGAUUGAAGAAGCAGAAGAAGAUGACAGUGACGAUAGCAGCAGCAGCGACGAUGGCUAUGAUUUUGCUUCGUGUUUCGAUUUCUACGUGUCAGUGCUCGACACUGAGGGUGCCGAGUGUCGAUUCCCUGACCAUGGGUUUCGUCACAUCGACCUUGAGGACCCUGAAGAAGAAGCGUAUCAUGUGAGGAAUGUGAAGAAAUCUGCCAAGUUUGUGAUCCAUGAACAGUACAAAAUGGGGAAUAAGCUGAAAUUGGUUAAGAUUGAGAAGGCUAGCUCGCAUUUGGUAAAUGGGUACAACUACUACAUCACGUUCUCCGCCGAGACUUGGCCAACCAGGGAAAUCAAGGUGUACCAAGCAGAGGUUUAUUGUAAUUUUAUGGGGAAGAUGGUAGAGACCACCAAUUUCAGGGAGAAACCCCCUCCCCACCACCACCACCAGCCCCAAUCUUCAGGCACUACAAGUCAGCAGGUGCAAGGUUUAGGCUUCUUUGGCUUGAAGGAAAGAAGGAUUCCUACAAGGGUUUAACUUAGUAGUUUGAAGUGUUGGAAGAUCUGUGCUUUCAAUAGUCUAGGUAUGAACUGAUUACUGACCAGUCUCUAGGUUAACUGAUGUGCGGGUGUUUAAGUCGAUGGAUGUGUUUGUAAGUAGCUUUAGGGGUCGUUUGGAAGUUGCGAUUGUUAAAUAGAUGUAUUGUUGAGAAUGCAUGUAUAAUAUUAUACAUGUAUUGUCGAAUUUGAUGCAUUGUAGAAUACAACGUUUGGUAUGUGUGAUUGUGUAUGUCGCAUCAGCUAAAAGCUGAGACAAAACAAUCUCAACUCAACUAUCUCAACAAUCACAACUAAAAGUUGAGAUAUAACAAUCACUCAAAAUGAGUGAUAGUUUAUGUCACAUCAUAGAAGCAAUCCAUGUAUUGUUUCUGCUAAAAAAACAAAAAAACGAUGCAUUGUAAACAAUACAUGCAUAAUGACAAUCUCAACAAAACAAUCGCAACUUCCAAAUGAC
Messenger RNA from Linum tenue, 1253 nucleotides. The record is from the annotation of a GenBank genome assembly. Lineage: Eukaryota; Viridiplantae; Streptophyta; Magnoliopsida; Malpighiales; Linaceae.